AUGGCGCGAUCCGGGCUUCUGAAUCGACUUCAACCCCGAUCGUUUGGAUCACCUCUACUCAUUACCCUCACUCUGUUCGUCGUCAGCCUCCUGCCGCCCUCCGCUGCAUUCCCCUCGUUCCACCCUCAUCCCAUGAAGCCGCGCGAGUCGCAACAGCUCAUGUUCCGGAAAUUCCUCCCCGCCAGCAAACACAGCGUGAACUCCCUGCAGUCAGAUUCCGACUCUCACGCUCCAUACGGUCCCGAUUCCGGGGAAGAAACUUUAAGCCAGGAAACCAGCGUGACCGCGUCGCAGCCUCCCGUUUGCGGCGGAGCUGGUGUUUCCGGCGAUCCGUCCGCUGCUGGGAGGCCUUGCCGCAUGGCACUGACCCAGCCUGCCAGCGGCGGCUCGAGGACAGACUCCUCACCCACGGAAAGAGCCAGCGACGCGAACAGACUUCUAUUGGACAACUCAGCAGCCGCCGCGAAGCGUGGAGGGGAACUCGGCGACGGCAGCAGCGCCACGGACGACGCUGCCGGCGGCAGCAACGGCAUCGGCGACAUGGUCGCGCGGAUCGCGCAGAUCAGAACAGCCGCUGUGGCGGGCGGAAACGGUGACCUUGAGGAACCCGACGCGGCUCGGGUCAACUCGCGCUCACGGGAUUUCGGCGACAUGUCGUUGGAGCCGCUGCAGAAGGCGAAGAAUGCGAACUUGGACGAAAUUCUGGCGCGCUCCGGUGGUACAAAUGCUGAUUCAGACCCCGAUGACAGCGCGUCUGAAUCUACUGUCAGUGGUGAGGCGAAACCUUCGGAGGGAGUGGCGGACGGCGGGAAGGUAACAGGCGAGGCGGGCGGAGAGCGCGAGAGCGAGAACGACGCGGGAGCGGAUGGUGAUGCGGGCGAUAAGGCAGAAGUGAAUGAUGCGGAGGAGGGGGAGACGGAGAACGAGGUGACGGGACAGGGGGUCCAGGGAUCUUCUUCAAAUGUGGUGAUGGUGUCGGGGGUUGACGAGGAAACAGUCAAGACGCCGGAGGCGGGUGCGAACGACCAGGAGGAGGACGACGAGGAGCAGCAGCAGGAGGGGGGGAGCCAAGUGGAAGUGGGCGGAGUGAAGCCCGGAGCCGGCAAGGGAGAGAUUGCGUCCGCCAACGACAACGGCGACGGGCGACGGCCGCUCGUGGCGUCCGUGUCUGGUUCCGCUGCCACGUCGCAUGAGCCUUCGCCAACUUCGGACGCGUCGCAGGAGUCGCAAGAAUCGAAGGAGUCGCCUGAGACAUCGCUCGGUGCAGCGGACUUGGAGGUGGUGGGCGUGCCGCAGCUGACGGAGAUCGACCGCACUUCAGGCGACGUGCGGCUGACGCUCGACCAAUACGCAGGAUUGGGCGCUGUUAACUCCAAGUCGUACCUGCGGUACGGGUUCGUGUCGGCGCGGAUCAAGGUGCCGCCCGUGUACUCGGGGAGCGUCAUCACCACGCUCUAUCUCACAAGCAAGCUGCCUGGGCGGCACGACGAGAUAGACUUUGAGCUGAUAGGCAGCGAGAGCCCGAGCGGCAUCCGCAUCCACACCAACUACUACGCCAACGGCAAGGGCGGGCACGAGGAGCAGAUGCAGCCGUGGUUCGACCCCACCAGUGAAUUCCACACGUACAGCGUGCGCUGGUCACCCGAGGCUAUUGUCUGGUAUGUGGAUGAGCGCCCCAUACGAGAGACGCGCUUCAACCCGCACAACCCAGCAGUCGGUGUGGUGUCGCCACUGCGCGUGUGCGCAAGCAUCUGGUCCGCGGACUGGGCUAUGCCUCCUAUGGAUUGGUCAUACGGCCCGUUCACAGCCCAGUACCAGGAAUUCAACUUCUCCUCCUCCAACCGCUCUCACACCAAGAGCUCGCCCACCACCAGCACCAGAAGCAGCAGUGGGGUGGGAAAGGGGCUGGGGGAAGAGGGACUGAGUGCGCAGGAGAGGGCGGAUAUGCAGCAGGUGCGAGCGCAGUACUUAACAUACUCCUAUGUGGACUUUUACAAGGAGCUGGCUAGGAAGGAAGCUGGGAGGGUAACUGCUUCGUCUUCCUCUCCGUCUCCCUCUCCUACAACUACUCCUCCUUCUCCUUCUCCUCCUCCUUCUCCUUCUCCUUCUCCUUCUCCUUCGCUCUCUCCGUCCCCUGCUCCUUCGGCUGAGAUCAACAAUGCAAAGAGGGAUAGGAGUAAGACGGAGGGGGGCAAGAGGGAUGGGGGAGGGGGGGGGAGCGAGGGAGAGGUUGGCAAGACAUUGGGGGAGGCUGACACUGCUGCUGCUCCUAAAGGCGUUGCUGCUCCCAAGAGUGCUGCUGCUCCCAAGAGUGCUGCUGCUCCCAGGAGUGCUGCUGCUCCCAAGAGUGCUGCUGCUCCCAAGAGUGCUGCUGCUCCCAAGAGUGCUGCUGCUCCUAAGAGUGCUGCUGCUCCUAAGAACGACACUGCUCCCAAGGGUGCCAUGGUCAACAAAGACAAAUAA
Closterium sp. Naga37s-1 is the source of this 2463-nucleotide messenger RNA. Lineage: Eukaryota; Viridiplantae; Streptophyta; Zygnematophyceae; Desmidiales; Closteriaceae. The record is from the annotation of a GenBank genome assembly.